This is a messenger RNA of Sodiomyces alkalinus F11, 1710 nucleotides long. Its product is annotated as abhydrolase domain-containing protein. The coding region runs from base 1 to 1710 and encodes 569 amino acids. Gene Ontology annotation, molecular function: A2-type glycerophospholipase activity. Gene Ontology annotation, biological process: cardiolipin acyl-chain remodeling. The record is from RefSeq and is a predicted model, not a curated record. Lineage: Eukaryota; Fungi; Ascomycota; Sordariomycetes; Glomerellales; Plectosphaerellaceae. Gene Ontology annotation, cellular component: mitochondrial inner membrane. The transcript has 2 exons.
AUGCUCCAAUUUCAGCCUCCAUCCCUUUCCGCCGUGAUCAACGGAUCGCGACUCGGUCUCGCUGCGGCUUCCGCUCUGGUGACCAGCACAACUACUCCCACCGCUUGCUCCUCUUCCCCGGCCUCCAUACGUCCCCUCUCGUCCCCCGAAGACGCCGCCGCCCAGCGAAGAUCCUACCAGACCGCGACCACCGCGCAUAAGACGAGGGAUAUGUCCGCCGAUGAGAAGGCCAGGCCACAACGGCCCCAUAUCGCCUGGUUCCCCCUCGGUUACAAGGACGCCGCUUACCAGUGGUGGACAAGUAUAUCUCCUACCCUCGCCGAAAGAAACGUCCUCUCCCACAUCCCCUACCUCAGAGAGGCGCGAGACCAGCACGCCGCCGCCGCCGCCACCGCCUCGGCCCUCGAUGCCGCCUCCCGCCCCGAUCCUUACGGGCCCCGGGUAUGGCGGUCACAGAUGGUCACCCUCUCGGGCAAGGACCGCGCCCUCAACGAAUAUUCGAUCGAGCGCGUGGGCGAAGAGGUGGACGACAACCUGGUGGUCCUGCACGGCUACGGCGCCGGACUGGGCUUCUUCUACAAAAACUUCGAGCCCCUGUCGCGGGCGCCCGGGUGGAAGCUCUACGCCCUCGACAUGCUCGGCAUGGGCAACUCGACGCGCCCGCCCUUCCGGGUCCACGCCAAGGACAAGGCGGGGAAGAUCGCCGAGGCGGAGGCCUGGUUCAUCGACUCCCUGGAGGAGUGGCGGAAGAUCCGCAACAUCGACAGGUUCACCCUCGUCGGCCACUCGCUCGGCGGCUACCUGUCGAUCGCCUACGCCCUCAAGUACCCCGGCCGCCUGAAGAAGCUGGUCCUCGUCUCCCCCGCCGGCAUGCCCGAGGAUCCGUUCGCCGUCAGCGAAGCCAUGCCCGAGCCCGACAUGUCGACGCUCGAGAACGAGUUUACACAGGACCAGGAGAGCGUGGUCCAUGAUGAGCGGAACCGGGCCAACGCGCAGGUGAAGACCAACAAGGCGACGACGACGACGACGACGACGACGACGACCAAUGGCGAAAGCACCAACGGCAAAAGCACCAACAGCAACAACGCGCCGAAAAGGCCACUCCCCGGCUGGCUCGUCUGGCUCUGGGACGCCAACGUCUCGCCCUUCAGCAUCGUGCGCUUCACGGGCCCGCUGGGCCCGCGGUUCGUCUCCGGGUGGACGUCGCGCCGCUUCAACCACCUCCCCGCCACGGAGGCCCAGACGCUCCACGACUACGCCUUCUCCAUCUUCCGCCAGAAGGGCAGCGGCGAGUACGCGCUCGCCUACAUCCUGGCGCCGGGGGCGUUCGCGCGCAGCCCCAUGGUCAACCGCAUCGCCGGCGUGGGGCGGCAGAUAGUGGCGGCGGCGGCGGCGGCGGAGCGCGAAGACGGCAGCGGCGAAAAGGUCAGCAAGGAGACGGGCGUGCCCGUGGUGAUGAUGUAUGGCGAGAACGACUGGAUGGACGUCGCGGGCGGGUUUGCGGCCCAGGAGAGGCUCAAGGAGGCGCGGCGCAAGGCGUUGCUGGAGAAUUCGGACGAGGAAAAGAGGAGGGAGAACGGGUCUGCGAAGGUGGUGAUCGUGCCGAAGGCGGGCCACCACCUUUACUUGGAUAAUCCUGAGGCGUUUAACGAGAUGCUGCGGAAGGAGAUGGACCACACGCGGGAGCAGGGGAUGAAGGGGAUUGUUUAG